AUUAGUUUUCAGUGACGUUUGUUCUUUAUUUACAAUCAUUUUCUUUAACAAUAUUUUUUUUCCAACUUUCUUAUCGAUAUUAAGUCACAAAGUAAAUUAAACGCCACCAUGUCGAUUGACUAGCUCAAGAUCGGGUUAAUUCAUCGAAAUCUCUUUAUACAGUGUCUUUUUUCCAGUAAGUUCUACGUAAACAAUUAAAAAAUCCCCCUUUAUCUGAAUGAAAUGGAGGAAAUAUCAGCUCCGCAACAUGCCAUUCAAAUUGCCUUUUAUACCUUACGAGACAGAUGCAGAAAUUUACAGCAACGCGUCGUCCUGUUAGGAGAGGAGAAUGUAAAUUUAAGGAUACAAUGUAGCAGACACGAAGAAUCAAAGAAUUCCUUUAACGAAUUGGAUUACUUACGAGCACAAGUGGCUGAAUUAUCUGAACAAAAAGGACAGUUACAAAACAAGGUGAAUCUAGUAACCAAGGAAAACCAGGACCUGUGGGGCAAACUUGGACAAUUAACUAGGGUAAACAGAUCGUUAGGAACUCAACUGACAAAAAUAAAUGAUACAAUUUCACAGCACUCAGUUAACCCGAAUAGCCCCGUUAAUCAGUCCAAUUUGAUUCGGUCAAAAACAUUCACCAAAAACGAACUUCAAACGAAAGUUUUACAGAAAAAGUUAGAGGAAAAUGAUAAGAUUAGUUUGGAGCUAGAGGACAUAUCUCUAAAACUAUCGGACAGUUUUACAAGACAGAAACACGAGAUUGAUCUUUUAUGUUCAGAAAUAACUGAGAUGACAUUCACUUGUGAUGGUAUGAAUACAGAAAGUUGUGCGUUUUUAUUGGAUGAAGAACUAGAGGACAAUGUUCUUGGAGAAAUUCAAACAUUUGCUAGCGAUUUCAAGAUUUUAAGAGACGUAGUAGUACAGCAACAAACAAUAUUAAUAGAGAGUUUAAAAAAUUUGGAUAGGCUAAAAGAAAAACUAAAACAGAAUAAUUCACAAAACAGCCAACCCAAACUAGAAAAAAGUACUUCCACUGUUGAUUUGCAACCGAAAAGUUUUGAAGACAAAUGUACAGAGACAGAUAUUGAAAAAAAUCGGUUGCAAGGUAGCCCAUCCAAGAGAAACAAAGAUCUCAAGCAGUGUAGUGAAACAAUAUGUCCAAUUUGUUCAAAAAUAUUUGAGGACACUGUUGAUUUCUCGGUUUUUCAAAAACAUGUAGAAGAUCAUUUUUCACUGGAUUCUUAUGAAAUGUUAUAGCAAUAGGCUAAAUUAUAUUAUAUUUUGUAUAUAUCUUUAGUUAAAUUUAGGUAUUGUAAUGGUGACACAACUAUGAUUUAUUUAUAUAUUGAACUAGUAAUUGACGAUAGACUGUUUGACAUGUAUAAAAAUUAACAUAAUUUAUUUUAGAAUUAUUUUUUGUUGGUGCAAUGUAUGAGAUUCAAGUUGAUCUUUCUAUAUUCUUAUUUAAAAAAUGUUUAUUU
Molecule: messenger RNA, 1469 nt
Organism: Sitophilus oryzae (rice weevil)
Lineage: Eukaryota; Metazoa; Arthropoda; Insecta; Coleoptera; Curculionidae
Product: protein spindle-F
Exons: 3
Coding region: 223-1245 (340 amino acids)
Source: RefSeq, a predicted model, not a curated record